Molecule: messenger RNA, 2497 nt
Organism: Homalodisca vitripennis (glassy-winged sharpshooter)
Lineage: Eukaryota; Metazoa; Arthropoda; Insecta; Hemiptera; Cicadellidae
Product: protein timeless-like
Exons: 5
Coding region: 1-522 (173 amino acids)
Source: RefSeq, a predicted model, not a curated record
AUGGACGAUGUGGAGUACCAGACGGACUCGGAAGUUGAGGAUCCUGAUUAUGAGACCAACCCACGCCAAUGGAACGCUCACAACUUGCUAGGCCAACCAGUGCCUUUGGUCACCUGGAGCCAGGAAUUGUGGAAAGUGAUGCAGCUGGAACCCUCAAUCUGGCUGCUAUCAGCUCUUAACUUUCACCUACCCACUCGUACCGGCCAGGCUCGGAUAUUCGCUCGUAUACCCUCUGAGUGGACAGUGGAUCACCUCUACGUGGUGACCCUCAUCCUCGGCCCUCUCAACUCCGGCAGUAUGAAAUUUGACCCGACAACCUUGGCUGUGAUGAAGCAGCAUUGCCAGGCCCCCUUUACCCCAGAUCAACCCUCCAUCGCCAGAUCUGGUGUACAGAGCAGCAAUUCUUCACUCUUCGGAUUCUUCCUUGGAUCUACAUCAAUGGCAGAAUGGCUACAAAAGGUGAAACAUCUGAAGACCGCUCCCAAAGUUCAACCUUUAAGGGAGAGUUUCCAGACAGAUUGAAAUUUUCUGUGAUCACACACAUCUUUAAAAAGGGAAGUAAAGCCAACCAGCAAAUGUUUUCCCAAUACCAAUUAUUGCAAAAUAUUUUUAAACAGAUUUGGGUCUACAGUUGACCUGAUAUUUUGAACAAUUUUCCAAAACUUUCUAUUGUGUACCAGAUAUAAUAUUAUUCUUUUUGAAAUUUUUACUAAGGAAUCUGACUAGUUCAUUAAUCUGACUAGUAAGUUUCUAUGCAUUCUACCUAAUUAAGCAACUGCAAAUAAAAAAAAAUAUAUAAGGUGAAAAUGUUACUUAAUUUUACAAUUUAGAUUAAUUUUGUGGUCCAACAUAAUUUUUCUGUAAUAUAUGCAAGCAAUGUCUAUGAUUAUUGAGUUACUUGUAUACUUCUGUUCUUUGAAUUGCGACAAAUACAAUUUUGUUGUCUUAGAUGUAUUAGCUUUUAACCUUGUAUUAGUCAUGCUUUGUUUCUAACAUUGUAUGUGGCACAUAAUCUCGAAAACUGGGUUUGAAUAAUAUUUGGAAAGAUCUGAUAAACAAUUAUUUUAAGAUAUAAAAGGUGACAAACUGUUAUAAAAAGUUAUUGAUUUAAAGAGAGUAAUUUUUUAUUGUAAAGAUUUUUUGACUUAAAAUACUAUCAAAUAUUAAAUUUUUGACAUGUUAAAAUGCUGUCUAAACAUAAUUUUAACCCAUCCUGACUAAUUAAAACACUAAUUUCAAUAGAAUAAUUAAAAAUCUUACGCAGUUCCUUAAAUAUAUAUAAAAAAUCACAGAUUUAAAUAUAGUAGGACUCUGAAAAUAGUACAGAAUGUGAACAAUCCAUUUCUUCAGCCUAAUUUCUAUUAGAGGGAAUUCUAGAACUCAGCUCAACAAAAUCAUUGCAGACUGACAAUCUAUCAAAACAUGACGAACAUUUCACAGUGCACAGAACAUGAGACAUGUUACUAACACGGGGUUGGAGAACACAUUUUAAGAUAAUAACAAAGAUGCUGAGAAACACAAAAGCCAAAGUUAACAUCAUGUACCUUUUAUUACCUUUAAUGUCAAUUUUUUAACAAUCGCUAAUAUCCAAAAAUGAAAAUCUGUAGUUAUUUCUAUGAAAUGUUAUUUGUAGAUUGAUACUAAUUUUACAGUAAAGAAUAAAACCUACAUCCAAGGAUAUACCUGGAGUUCUUAAAUUUGUGACCUAAACCAAAGAUCUUCGUAUCAGUCCAGUUUUAAACUUGCAAAUAAUGUAUUGGCUCAUAAAAGCUUUAAAAAAAAUUAAUGAUAGGAUGAUACAAAAUUUAGUUUUUCCAAAUGAGGAAUAAAAUUAAAACUUUUAAAUAUCAGUUAUUUUUACCGUCUCUAGUUUGUUUUAAAAUUUCAUUGACAUGCUGUAAAACUGUAUCCUCAAGGUCUUUGUUAAAAUUCUAAAAUACAGUAAAACACAUAUAAAAAACGCAAAUAAUUAAAAAAACACAUUUAAAACUAACAAUUACUAUUAUAUUAAUUAAUUAGUAAGCGACACGGCGAUGGCCGACUGGCUGACAUGCUCCAGACUGCACACCAACAUGAAACACACACAGCUGACUUAUCCACUCAGACUUGUCUCUGAAUUAUUAUGUGUUAUCUAUCACAUCUGCUUGUUCCGCUCUUUGUAAAACUUAAUAUUUGUACGACCUCAUGGUCUGUAUUGUUUAGAUAGUGAAAUAUAUAAGUUGGUAGAAUCCAUUUUAAAGUUUUAAACUUUUUAUGUUAAAUUCAUAGCGCUUUAAGAUAUUUUGCCUGUUGCAGAAAAAGUUGAAAAGAUGUCUUGAUCACUCCACAUGAAAUUACAGUCAUUCACAGUUAAAAAUUUAGGCAUUUUAUAAUGAGGCACAAAUAAAAUCAGCUGAAGAUAAUAAUGUGAAAUUUUUACAGCAUGUAUAUGAAUUAUAGCAUUACAGAGUGACAUAUAUAUUUUUACUUACUUCAAAAAUAUUUUAACGCAUGCCAA